Molecule: messenger RNA, 3119 nt
Organism: Lingula anatina
Lineage: Eukaryota; Metazoa; Brachiopoda; Lingulata; Lingulida; Lingulidae
Product: macrophage mannose receptor 1
Source: RefSeq, a predicted model, not a curated record
UAUGUUAUAGAUUUGGUUAUUACUUCAAGUUUGUCGCUUGGGCCACACGUUGCGAUGAUGGGUUAUCUUAUUUAUUGCUAUUAUCUGUUGUUUGCAAUUGCCUUCGUAUUUCAAGGCAAAUUUGCAUCUAGCGGUAAUGUUGGGAUUCCGUCCGACCACGGGUUGAGACUAGCAGUGGGUAAUGCAUCAUCAACGACUACACCCAUGGCGCUGGAAUGCCCGAAGGUUUACGGAUGGAAAGAAGUUGGAGAUUUCUGUUACAAGCGGGAACGUAUGUACGGUGACAACAAACUAACAUGGUUCGAGGCUCGAGACUUCUGCCGGGCGAUAGGGGGCGAUCUUGCCAGCUUUCACAGCAUUGAACAGUUUGGAAACGGCACUGACGUCACAUCGUAUACAAAUAGCUACGACUUAUAUUGGAUCGGAUUGUCGAUGCCAGACCAAAGUGGUCGCUAUGCUUGGUCGGACAAUUCGAUAGUGGACUUUACUAACUGGGGAAAAGGGGAACCAAAUGACGUCAACGGGCAGGAAAAGUGCGUUUUAUUUAACCGCCACGGCGGAAAGUGGAAUGACGCCAAUUGCUACUCAAGGAGAAGCGUUUUGUGUCAACUGAAGAAAGGCGAUCCCCUGUUGUCAACUGCACGCACAGUGUCACCUACACCAAAUCCACACUGUGAUCCAACCUGGCACUCCUAUGGAGAGUACUGCUAUUUCCUCAGCCCCAAAUACGGCGUGGAUGCCACGAAGUCUUGGUACGAGGCCAGAGAGUACUGUAUGCAGAACGCGGGGGACCUGGUCAGCAUACAUAACACUAAUGAGAGCAACUUUUUAGUGCAGCAGAUUGGAAAGACCAGUGUCUACAAAUACUGGAUAGGCUUAAACGAACUGGACUUGGAAAGCUACAAAUGGUCAGAUGGAACUGUCACUGAUUUCAUAGCAUGGGGACCUGAUGAACCCAACGACUACAACGGAGGCCAGAAAUGUGUCGACAUCGUCACUGACUCAGGACAUUGGAAUGACGACAACUGUGGCGAACGGGUAAAUUUCAUCUGCAAAAAGCAUCGGGACAGCAGGACAACGGUGACUCCGUCCCCAACACCGACCAUUCAAGGCGGAUGUCCACCCGGAUUCCAGGGAGUAGGAAACAGAUGUUAUAAAGCAUUUGGUGAUAGAUCAGAUCCAAGAAGCUUGAAGAAUUGGACAGAAGCAGUUGAUGAGUGUUCUGCGCUGAACAAAAAGUACACACUUGCCAGUAUUACCAACCAUAUCGAAGAAGCAUUUGUGACGACACUCAUGACGGGGAAAACUGUCAACUUUUGGAUCGGUCUCAACAAAAUCUUACGGCAUUUUCAGUGGGUGGACAACUCGCACGUGGACUUCGUAUCUUGGGACCACGGGGAACCAAAUGGGGCCUCUAGCGGAGACGAUAAGGCGGACUGCACCAGCGUUGUUUCAAGUGGAACAGGUGCUGGGAGAUGGCGCGAUGAGAAAUGCAAGCUACGAAUGGGUUACAUCUGCCAGACUUGGAGAGAUUCGUCCCUCUCCACCCAAACUACGACACAAACAACUUCCUCGUGCCCCAGUGGCUAUGAAUCGUUCAGAGACGCCUGCUACCAGAUAACUACGGUUUCCACGUGGGAAGAAGCAAAACAGUAUUGUGAGAGACAGCAAGACACGCUGGUGUCGAUACUUGAUAGUUUUGAACAGGCUUUUGUUACACUCAAAGCCCACAGGGAAACACCUUGGCCGCUAUGGCUUGGGCUCUACAGAAAACAGCUUACAUAUAAAUGGGUAGACGGUUGGCCCGUGGAUUUUGCCCUAUGGGCGCGUGGGGAACCCUUACGAGCAGGCACGGAGGGGUGUGUCGCCCUCUUGCCGAACGGCCGCUGGUAUGAUUUUACAUGCAAUACUACAUUCAGAGGAAUGUGCAAGAAAACAUCAGCCGUACCGCCUACCACGCUAGCCGAUCCCCCAGGAAAGUGCCCGGAUGAGACAUCAUGGUUCCCGUUUGGCUCCAACUGCUACCUCUUAAAGGAGGCUUAUGUCAGUUGGCCAGACGCAAACUUUGAAUGCUACAAGAGAGGGGCUACUCUGGCAGCUAUCACCAGCCAAGAGGAGAACGACUUUCUUGUGAAAACACUACGGCAAGAGCGCAUACAAGAAAGAAACUUGUGGAUUGGUUUGGUGCGGAAAUUAGGAGAUUCAUUUGGCUGGUAUGAUAACACCGUUGUGAACUACAUGAACUGGGACUCCGGUGAACCGGCCAUGGAGAAUUACAAGGAGUGCACUUCGUUUCACCCUGGGAACGGGGGUUGGUCUACCUCAAGGUGUUCUUAUAUAAAAGGGUAUAUAUGUAAAGUGGCCAAAGUGCCUUACACCACAACGUCCGCACUUCCGACAUUGUGGCCUCGACUAAUGUCAUCAACAACAGCAAGUUCUACAACAUCUACGGCAGCACGUUCUACACGGUCCAAGGGCAGAGGAACCCCACGCCCUAUACCAAUUAGAGGGUCAUAUGCUAGCGAUCAAACUUCAGAUAAUGGACUGAUAGCCGGGUAUAUUGGAGGGUUGGUCGUCAUGGGACUCAUCAUUGGAAUUCUAAUCGGCCUCAUUGGAGUUCUGGCAUACAUGCAACGUCGGGGCACCACUGAGGCCAUGAUAUUCUUCAAACCUAAGGAGGACACUGUUUGUCUGGGCGACCCAGAAGACGCAAACAAGGAACAGAGUGUGUAGACAGAAACAAGACUCAUCUUUACUUUUUGUGAUACUAUAUAUUUAUUGUUGUAUAAUAUGCUCGUGUAAUGCAUGUAUAUUUUACUAUUCUCUUCCAUGUACCAGGUGUUUCGGUCAUUUCUUCACGUUUAUGUACAGUAAUUUGCCUGAAAAACAGUAUCUAUGGUACACAGAAUACAGUUCAGUUGCAUAUGAUCAAAGAUUUUAUUUUCAAAUUCGCAUCUUCAUACCAUUAUCUGACUGAAAGCAGUUCAGAUCCCUGAUGGUUAGUAUGUAUAUAUUGAAUGUAAUAAGGGCCGUUAGUUUUAUAUUUGUAUCCAUCUUGACGUCAGUAACGUUAAUAGUAUGCUUCUGUUCAUAAUUAGUCUAGUAAUGUCUCAAAAAAA